Messenger RNA from Dovyalis caffra, 633 nucleotides. The record is from the annotation of a GenBank genome assembly. NCBI's taxonomy places the organism in Eukaryota, Viridiplantae, Streptophyta, Magnoliopsida, Malpighiales, Salicaceae.
AUGGCUUCAAAUUUGCCUGUUGUUUUGCUUUUUAGUGCUCUAGUUUGCUCCUCCAGUGCUAGGAAACUUGUAGCUGGAAAGGGUUCUUUUGAGGACGAGAAAAAUUUGUUUAGCCGCCAUAGCGGUUUUGGUGGUGGGUUUGGAGGUGGUGCUGGUGGUGGCCUUGGAGAUGGAGGUGGAGGUGGAGGUGGAGGAGGAGGUGGUGGGUUUCUUGGCGGUGCUGUUUGCUCCACCAGUGCUAGGAAACUUACAAGUACUGAAAAUGGUUCUUUUGAGGAUGAGAAAAACUUGUUUCGCGGCCCUAGGUUAGGUGGUGGUGGAGGAGGAGGUGGCGGGUUUGGGGGUGGAGGUGGCGGUGGGCUAGGCGGUGGAGCGGGAUUUGGUGGGGGUGCUGGUGGUGGGGCUGGAGGUGGAUUGGGAGGAGGUGCCGGAGGGGGUGGCGGGUUAGGAGGUGGUGGAGGUGGAGGAGCAGGUGGCGGUGCUGGUGGCGGGUUUGGAGGUGGUGCUGGUGCUGGUGGUGGAGCUGGAGGUGGAGGAGGAUUUGGAGGAGGAGGUGGUGGUGGACUUGGUGGUGGAGCUGGUGGUGGGUUUGGUGGUGGUGCUGGUGGUGGAAUUGGAGGCGGAUUCCCUUAA